Molecule: messenger RNA, 1848 nt
Organism: Cordyceps militaris CM01
Lineage: Eukaryota; Fungi; Ascomycota; Sordariomycetes; Hypocreales; Cordycipitaceae
Product: proteinase, putative
Exons: 2
Coding region: 1-1848 (615 amino acids)
Source: RefSeq, a predicted model, not a curated record
AUGAAGGCACGCAUACACGUUGCCCUGGCCCUGGCCGCCGUGGCGUACGCCUCCCCGGCCGCCACCGACUUCAACUGGACCGCCAUCACGCCCAGCCACGACCUCGAGUACCACGCCUGCUACGAGUCCUUGCGCUGCGCGCGCCUGCUGCUGCCGCUCGACUGGCUCAAUGCCUCGUCCCCGGCCACAAUCGCCCUGGCCAUCAUCCAGUCCCCCGCCGCCGUGCCCGUGUCGGACCCGACCUACGGCGGGCCCGUGCUCUCCAACCCCGGCGGGCCCGGCGGCUCGGGCGUCGACCACCUGCGGCGCGCCGCCGCCCAGCACCGCGAAAUGGUCGACACCCCCGGCCGCAAGCACUUUGAGUACGUCUCCUUUGACCCCCGCGGCAUCGGCCGCACCACGCCCCCGAUCAACUGCUACCCGGCCGACCGCCUGGCGCGCGCCGCGGCGUCCCUCCAGGCCCGCGGCAGCGGCGGCCUUGGCGGGCCCGCGCCCGCCGCGCUCACAUUGAACCUCGGGCUCGUGGGCAUGCAGGCCGAUCGCUGCGCCGACGCGAAUGGGGACUUGCUGCAGUAUGUGGGCACGACGAGCGUGGCGCGGGACAUGCUGGCCGUGGUCGACAAGAUUGCCGCGUACAAUAGGAAGCAGACGGCGAACAAGGACGCGGACGCCUAUCGCAACGAUGCCCAGUUUGAGCUACGCAACGCGGACGCGGACGCGGAUGAUCUCCCGCGGCUGCAGUAUAUCGGCUUCUCGUACGGGACUGUUCUGGGCAACUACUUUGCCGCCAUGUUCCCGGGCCGCGUCGGCCGUCUGCUCCUCGACGGUGUCGCCGACACCGACGACUAUGCGACUGGCGACGGCUGGCUGGCCAACACCGUCGACACGGAUGAGAUGGUCGACCGCUUCUUCCGCGGCUGCUACGACGCCGGCGCUGGCACCUGCCCUCUCGUCCGCCCCGGCGACAAGUCCGGCGCCGACAUUAGCCGGCGUUUCUGGUCCUGGGUCGCGCAGCUCGACGAGUCGCCCACGCUUGUCACCCAGCGCGACGGCGGCGGCGGCGGCGGCGGCGUCUCUGUGCUGCAGUCGCGCGACCUGCGCGCUCUCCUGCUCAGCGCGCUGUACCGGCCGCUCAGCGGAUUCGCGGAGGCGGCCGCGCUCGCCGACCAAGCCAUGCGCGGCAACACGAGUGCCCUGUACGACCUCGUGACCUCCACCUCAGGCGGGCCGCUGGCCGACGCCUGCCCCGUCGGCGGCGGCCACCGCAACGACACGGCGGCCGUGAUCGGCACGCCCGACGCGCAAAUCGCCAUCCUGUGCGGCGACGGCGACAGCCUGCUGAACCGCACCGGGGCUUUUUGGCAGGGCUACGUGGCGCGGCAGCGCGCGCAGUCGUCCCUCGCCGGGGCCCUAUGGAGCGGUAUCCGGCUGUCGUGCGCGCGCUGGCAGGCGCACGCGGCGUGGCCGUUCAAGGGGCCGUUUACGACGCCGGCGGCGUCGCUGAACGCGUCCGCGCCGGAGCCCGGCCGGCCGGCGGCGCCCGUGUUUGUCUUGUCGAACCGCUUCGAUCCGGUGACGCCGCUGCGGGCCGCGCGCAAGGUCGCGGGGAGGCACCCGGGCGCGGGCGUGCUCGUGCAGGAGGCCAUGGGCCACUGCGUGUUCGGCACGCGUCCGGCGACGGAGUGCACGAGGGACCUGGUGCGCCGGUACUUUGACGAGGGCGUCGUGCCGGCGCGCGAGACGACGUGCGAGGCUGCGUGUCAGCCGUGGAGCAAGUGCGACGAGGCGGGUGCGGCGAGCGUCGAGUAUGGGACUCCGCGCUACUUCCAGUUCCCGCUGCAUAUUUAG